Messenger RNA from Penicillium diatomitis, 2079 nucleotides. RefSeq names its product acetoacetate--CoA ligase family protein. The record is from RefSeq and is a predicted model, not a curated record. Gene Ontology annotation, molecular function: acetoacetate-CoA ligase activity. Gene Ontology annotation, cellular component: cytosol. Gene Ontology annotation, biological process: lipid metabolic process. NCBI's taxonomy places the organism in Eukaryota, Fungi, Ascomycota, Eurotiomycetes, Eurotiales, Aspergillaceae. The transcript is spliced from 2 exons. The coding region runs from base 1 to 2079 and encodes 692 amino acids.
AUGCCGCUCAUCGAUGUGGGUACCAUGCCCGAUACGAAGGAGCUAUGGAAGCCCUCGUCUCCGGAGUCGACCCUCAUCUUUGAUUUCAUGACCAAGGUGAAUAAAAGACAUGGUCUUACCAUGAAAAGCUAUGACUCUCUGUGGAAAUGGAGUGUUUCGGAGCCUGCCAAGUUCUGGGAAGAAAUCUGGCAAUAUACACACAUCCAGGCCCACAAGCCUUACACGAGCGUCUUGAAACCCACAGAGCAAAUGUUUCCGAGGCCAGCAUUCUUCGAGGGAAGUACCCUCAAUUUCGCUGAAAAUCUUCUAUACCCGGCCUGUGCACCGAGUGAAGAUUCUAUUGCCAUUAUUGGGGCUACAGAAGCGAGCCGUGAAUUCAUCUCAUGGAAGGAGCUCCGCGAACGUGUUCGUCGAUGUGCCAACGCACUUAAAGAGGCGGGCCUAAGAUCGGGCGACCGGGUGGCGGGUUUUGUGGGCAACCACGCAAACACCGUUGUCGUGAUGCUUGCUUCGACCUCGAUAGGCGCGUUCUGGACCGGCGUCUCUCCCGACACAGGUGUUCAUGCUGUUCUUGAGCGUCUCAGACAGAUCGAGCCCAAGGUUCUCUUUGCAGACAACGCUUCGCUUUACAAUGGCAAGAUCCAUGGAUCUUAUGCCAAGGUCAGCGAAAUUGCCUCCGAGUUGCCACAUCUGGAGCUUCUAGUAGUGUUUGAGAUUGCGAAAUCCGUCGACUUCGACCUUCACGGGGUCAGUCCGACAAAUGGUAAAGCUGUCACUUUUGAGUCAUUUAAGAACGCCGUCCACAACGAGAGUGCGCCACUUGAGUUUGCAAGUCUCGAGCCGGAGCACCCGGUGUACAUUCUUUACUCCUCAGGUACGACGGGUGCUCCGAAGCCAAUCGUGCAUGGCGCUCUGGGAACACUUCUCCAACACAAGAAGGAACAUCUUCUCCACUGCGAUAUUCGACCAGGUGAUCGACUCUUUUACUUUACCACCACCACUUGGAUGAUGUGGCACUGGCUGGUCUCAGCAUUGGCCAGCGGCGCCACCAUUGUGCUCUACGAUGGUUCCCCAUUCCGACCGUUCGACAUUGAGGGUGGCAGUGGAGAAAUGGCAAUGCCUCGACUCAUCGAUGAACUGAAGAUCACCCAUUUCGGGACCUCAGCCAAGUAUCUGUCAAUGCUUGAGCAAGCGGCUUUGAACCCGCGCAAGCAUGCCCACCGCCCUGUCACACUCGACACACUGAGAGCUAUUUUCAGCACAGGAUCACCCUUGGCCCCAUCAACAUUCGAAUACAUUUACAAGUCCAUCCAUCCCGACAUCAUGUUGGGUUCCAUCACAGGUGGAACGGACAUCUUGUCAUUGUUUGCCUCCGGGUGCCCCAUGCUUCCAGUACACAAGGGCGAAAUCCAAUGCCGAUCCCUCGGCAUGGCCGUCUCAGUCUUUGAUUACGCUGGAAACGACAUCAGCGACUCUGGCGAGGCUGGGGAUCUCGUCUGUACAACACCAUUCCCGGCGCAGCCGGUCAUGUUCUGGCCUCCUGGACCCACUGGCAUGGAGAAAUACCGAAAGAGUUACUUCGAUGUCUUUGGCCCGUCGAUCUGGCACCAUGGAGAUUUUGUCCGAUUGAAUCCUCAGACAAGAGGCAUUGUCAUGCUAGGCCGCAGUGACGGGGUCCUCAAGCCAUCUGGGGUGCGUUUUGGAAGUGCCGAGAUUUAUAAUGUCCUGUUGAAACACUUCGCCGAUGAGGUUGAGGACUCUCUGUGCAUUGGCCGCAGGCGGGAUGGGAUUGACACCGAUGAGACGGUUGUUCUCUUCGUGAAAUUAGCCUCUGGAUGUCCCACCGAUUUGGAAGCUCUUUCAACCCGGAUUCAGGCCAUGAUCCGCAAAGAACUCAGUGCGCGUCACGUCCCGGGUGUCAUUGAUAUCUGCCCCGAGAUACCCGUUACUUCGAAUGGCAAAAAGGUCGAGAAUGCGGUCAAGCAAAUUCUCUGUGGAUUGAACAUCAAAAUUGGUGCUAGUGUUGCAAAUGCGGGUUGUUUGGACUGGUAUCGCAACUGGGCGUUGGAGCAUCCCUAG